AUGGAGCUGGGAAAGGCAAAGCUGCUGAGAACUGGCCUCAACGCUUUAUAUCAGGCCAUCCAUCCCGUGCAUGGAAUCGCUUGGACAGAUGGGAAACAAGUGAUACUGACCGCUUUAUACUACCAAAACGGAGAGCUGAAAUUUGGAGACUCAAGUGUUCUUGGCCAAUUUGAACAUGUUCAUGGGCUUUACUGGGGCCCAUGUUGCUCUACAGACACCCCAGCUCUGCUCGCUGUUCAGCACAAAAAGCACGUAAGCAUUUGGCAGCUGCGCUACAGCACUGCAGAUAGGAAAAAACCCUUGAUUUCUCAGACUUGUGAAGUUGGUGAGCCAUUCCCUCUGCUCUCUCAGGGCUGCGUCUGGCAUCCAAAGAAGGAGGUCUUGGCUGUGCUUACAAAACGGGAUGCUUCAGUCUUGCAUGCUGUUCGUACUGACAACGCACGGGUUAAGGCAGAUAUCAAGAGCAGUGGGCUCAUCCACUGUGCUUGCUGGACGAAGGAUGGUAAUCGUUUAGUAGUUGCUAUAGGCAGUGCCUUGCACUCCUACAUAUGGGAUAAUGCUCAGAAAACUCUAAAUAUCUGCUCCUUUUGCCCAGUCUUUGAUGUGGGAGGUUAUAUCUGUGCUAUAGAAGCCACACUGGAUUUCCAAAUUGCUGUAGCUACUGAGCUUCCUUUAGAUAAUAUCUGUGGUUUCAAUGCAGGCAUUGCAUUUGAUGUGCCGUCUGGUACAGAAGCUGGUUCUUUAAUCUCACACUCUGCUCUGGUGCUCGGUGAUGAGGAAUACUCACUGGACACGCGAAGAAAGUCCAUAGAUUCAGAUAGAUCAGGUGUUGAUUCAGUUGCUUCUUCUUCGUCAGGUCCGGUGGAUUUAACCCAUAUCCUUGCAAACCACCGUCGGUCUGAUCCCAGUCCUCUCGUUACUCUGAAACGCAAAGACUCUGCAGCAACAAAUGGUCAAGAUUCUUCUCACUUGAUCUUGGUGACUUUUGAGAGGAAAGUAACCACCACCAGAAAAGUCACCAUCCCAGGUAUUCUGGUUCCUGAUAUAAUGGCUUUUGACCUUAGAGCUCAGAUUGUGGCAGUAGCCUCUAAUACUUCUAACAUUGUUCUGGUGUAUUCAGUAACCUCUUCCUGCAUGCCUCACAUUCAACAAAUCCAGCUGGAAAAAAAUGAAAGACCAAAAGGCUUAUGCUUUUUAACAGAUAAACUCUUACUGAUUCUGAUUGGUAAGCAGAAGUUCCCUGAUCCUAAUCUCAUUCCAUCUACAAGUUCAGACAGGUAUGUAAUACGUCUCAUGAUCAAAGAAUUGAUGCUGGAAGAAAAUUCUUCAGCAUUGCCGGAGACUAAGCAGAAUAUAUUUUAUAACUUUGAAUCCUCUGUUAAUAUACCUGGAAAAAGAAAGUUCUUUGAAAGCCUUGCUACAGAAGACCAACCUCAAAGCAGGGAACUGUUAAUACCAAGAAGCACAGUUAUUCAAUCACCAAGUGGUAGGAGAAGACUCAUCGAAGAAGUAAAGAGCCCUAGUUAUGAGCAGAGCUCUUCAUCAAGUGUGAGUGACCUGGAUGAAAAAAGGCUCCCAGGUGACUCCUCAGUGGCCUUGGAAACUUUGGAUGCUGAACCUACGAAUCGCUCAGUGUCUCUUCGUGGUUUUGGAUCACCUACCAGGAUUUCCAGCAGACCAACAUCCCCCAAAGUGCAGUUCAAUGAGAUCCGAGAAACACCAAGUUCUCCUAAAAACAACAAUUUGCCAAGUGAAAGAGGAGUGAGUCACAUAUCUAGAAAUUUAGAGAGACUUUGUGGCAGCUUCAAUGAGUUACAAGUGAGUCUCUCUGAAAUAACGGACUUCGCCAGAAACGGGAGGAGGAUAUCUUUGGCCUAUCCGUGCUCACAGGAACCACCCAUCGUUCAUAUCAUUUACCAGGUAACAAUUUACCAGCUUAAAAAUAUUGCGAUAGGACACUAA
Molecule: messenger RNA, 1962 nt
Organism: Chiroxiphia lanceolata (lance-tailed manakin)
Lineage: Eukaryota; Metazoa; Chordata; Aves; Passeriformes; Pipridae
Product: WD repeat and coiled-coil-containing protein-like
Exons: 1
Coding region: 1-1962 (653 amino acids)
Molecular function (GO): kinase binding
Source: RefSeq, a predicted model, not a curated record